AUGGCCAUUCGCAAGCAGAGUCAACCACAAAAAGCUCGCACCCAAGAGGAUCCUCCGGACAAGUAUCCGCCGCCGGAGGCACCGUCGGCGCCAAGAAGGAAAGGAACUGUAAAGGAGAUAUUAGCAAUGCGUGAGCGAGGAUAUGAUAGGAAUAAUCCUGCACAACCGAUAGUCACCACAUCCUCGCCACAAGAGAUGCAAAGCCCUCUAAAUAAGCCAAAUCAAAGGAUAAAAAGUCUAGGAGCUUUCCAGCAGGAGGUAGAGAAGCAGGGGCGUAAACAGAAUAUCCCACAAAGAAGAAAAUCGUCAUUAGGAAAGAAACCUGCUACAUCCACGGAAUCUGAGGACGAAUAUGACGCGGGAAUGGAAAGGAUGCGAUUGCAACAAAACAGGUUGUUCAAGGAGAAGAAGCAAGUAAAAGCCCGGGCAGAUGCUUCCACAAGUAAAGGAGCGGCUUCUGUUACUACCAAAGACAUGGCGCAAAAAAAAGCGACUACGGUAGAUAAUAAGCGCAUUCAUUCUCCCGAAUUCCCAGAUCACUCAGCACCUUCUUUAAAGUCACAGAGCGAUGAACCUAAAACCCCUCUACCCAAGGCACCGAAGCGGAUACGACUGGAAGAUUACAGUCGUACAAGAGAGUCAGGACAUAUACCUUUAAGGCGCGGAGCGGCUGAUAGGUGGGGAGAGGCUUUCCAGCAACCAGAACAUGAUAUCGCAGGAAGUCUGUUUGGGGAGGAACACGGAGCACAUAUUACUUUGGAAGAGGAGGCGUCUGAAACAAGCACUGCCAGAAGAAAGCUUCUAGAAGGGAAGUACGCACAAAGUAAUGUGGGUUUAGAACAAUCAAAGCCUGAUCUAGCGAGGGGCUUCGACAUAGGGCUUAAAGUUCAGAACCCACGCCCAAACCACAAAGUGGCCGCUGAGCCCAGAAAAAGAGAAGCUAUUGUCAAAAUGUUCAGGGACGACGUCCAAAAACAAGCAGAAAUAUCGAAAGCGGAUCGACGACAAAAGGGCCUGGAUGCUCUGUAUGAUAAUCUGUUGGCAAAGGCUAUACCGAUGAUAAGGGGUUUUGAGGUCGUGCUCGAUGUGGCUUACACGGAGGAGACCUGGUGUAGACAGCUGGCUGAGCGUAUCGAGCGGACCGUGGACAACGAUGGAAGGACUGAGCACAAUGCAUAUGUAAAGAAGUGUCGCUCGAUUCUGUUCAACCUCAAAAAAAAUGAAACUCUUUUUGCACUUCUGAUUGCUGGGAGCGUCACUCCCGAACAUCUAGCCAAAAUGAGCUCCGAGCAGAUGAUCUCAGAAGAAGAGAGGGAGUGGAGACAAAAUGAGCGGGAGAAAGCAACAGCCAAAUGCACAAUUGCUCAGCAGACGCAGGAACCCCAUAUUCGUAAAACGCAUAAGGGUGAGGAACUAGUGGAAGAUAUUCAUCAAAGGUCAUCCCGAGAGCCGAUAAGCGAUAGCCUGUUCUCCUCUCCUGAACUUAGGCCUCUGAAUGUGGAUGAAAAUAAAACUACACUGGAAAACGAAUUUUGCCUUUCAAAGGUUCAUGCUCAGAUACCUCUGAUACCGCAUCCGAUACAAGCAACUUCCACUAGCAAACAAGGAGCUAAAAAUAUGGAAACUCCCUCGCAGGGAAAAUCAGGCUCUUCGCAGCGAGACAUCACUAGACCUCAUGGGCAUGGACCUUUUGACACAGAUAGAGGUGGGAAUGAGCCGGAGGCCCCUGGUAGCACCUAUACAGGGAUAAAUAUCACUGAUCAGACUUCGAUGGAUGGAUAUCAGUGUAAACGACACUGUUAUCCCCCGUACGCACACCGCGAAGACAUCUUUGAGAGCCAGACAUGCGCCACUCCACCAUACUCUCCGCCAUUUACCCUACCAUACUCCCCCACAGAUACCGUUGUUGGGGCUCAAGAAUCUAUGGAUAAUACCGCAGGAGAAGAGGCAUUAAUUCAGGACCAGGAAGAAUGCUCUGGAGACGAAUGGUGGUCACAGCGACCCUAUCCCUUUAUUGAUUUAACAUCCGAUGACGAUAUUGAGAUAACUGGGUCCAGAAUGUUGAUAAAUUCCAGUACUCCCGUUCAGAUCUCUCGUCCCCAUGGAGGGGAAGAGUUACAGGCUAACUGUACUACCUUUUGUUCAAAUCAAUCUGCAAGAGAGCUUUCGCCUGCAUCUUUUGAGAUUGGGGAUUAUGCAAUCUUGGAUUUCGAACCUGAUGAGGAAAACAAUAUGAUAUGGGAUUCUAGUCCUACGACUGGACAUAAUCCGUCGACUGACAGGCAACACAACCAAGAACCUCCAAAUAUGGAUAAUAGGCAUAAUUAUAAUGAUAGACUUGAUGCUAGCAUCAGACGCGGCCACGAUGAGCAGGUUCAAGAGUAUGGAGUUCUAUCUGAAGGCUAUGAAUACCACGUCCAGCAGUCUGGAAAUCAGAAUCCAGUUGAUCUACAAGCACGCCACCACAUGCCUUCCCAAGACUACGACAACAGACACAGAGAGUCAUCGUCGCAUUAUCAAUAUUACACGGCCCAGGUCCAAGUAAAUACCGGCGAAUAUGGGAAUGCCCCAAAUUCAACUGGUUUCCCCGCUGCUCGUGGCAUUCAGGGUUCGGUACAAGACUCUGACGUGGAUUCUCAACAUUUUCGUCGCGCUGGACUCCAGGCUCACCAGCAGCUUAAUCGAACAGAGCUCUACGAGCGAGAUGGUAUUCAAUAUGGCUCUUCCAGUUUUUAUCCACAUGGGCGCUCUUCAAAUAUGGUCGGUACCCAGCCUAAUCUCAACCCUGCGCUCGAUCCACAAACAAGGCCCGAUUAUUAUAACCCCGCUGUGCGCAUCGAGCUUGCACCAUCCGGCACUAGACCCAAACCACAAAAUAGUUAUCCGUCUUCAUUCAGGGGCUAUGAGCCCCGACGCGAUUUCGACUAUCGUUAA
Morchella sextelata is the source of this 2934-nucleotide messenger RNA. RefSeq lists its product as uncharacterized. Gene Ontology annotation, biological process: DNA-templated transcription. Gene Ontology annotation, cellular component: nucleus. The record is from RefSeq and is a predicted model, not a curated record. NCBI's taxonomy places the organism in Eukaryota, Fungi, Ascomycota, Pezizomycetes, Pezizales, Morchellaceae. Bases 1 to 2934 code for a protein of 977 amino acids. The transcript is spliced from 10 exons.